UGAGCUCUCAUAACUCAUCAAACUCUCAUCUUUUUGAUACUAUCGCCAUUCCUCAUUUCAUUUCUCUUUCUUAGCCAAAGAUGGAGUACUCUAGCUUGCAGCGCCAAGUUGCCUACAUGAAGAAGAGGCUCUUUGAUCAGGGAUACCUAGAUGAACAAUUUUAUCAACUAGAAGAGCUGCAAGAUGAAGCCAACCCAAAUUUCGUGGAAGAAGUUGUGACUUUGUUCUUCAGGGACUCGUCCAGAUUGAUGGCCAACAUCGAGCAGGCUCUCGAGAAGUGCCCCCAAGAUUUCCACAGGCUGGAUUCAUUCAUGCACCAGUUAAAGGGCAGUACUUCCAGCAUCGGUGCCUUACGGGUAAAGAACGAAUGCACGCAAUUCAGGGAAUACUGUGAUGAAGGAAAUCUUGACGGAUGCCAAAGAUCAUUCCAGAAGGUGAAGAGAGAGCAUGCCGUACUAAAACAGAAGCUAAAGGCUUAUUUUCAGUUGCUAAGGCAAAUUGGUCCCACCGAAAGAGCAACUCCUCCUGGUGGCUAAGAUGACGAGCCAUGGUGACGUACGGGGCUGGAAGCUUUAAUGACGGUUUAUGAGAAAACAAAAGUCUAGAAUCCAAGACAAUAAACCAUGUGGUUGUAAUAUAUAUUUAAAGUGUGUUGGCAUAAUUCUAAAAACUAUGUAACAAUCUGUAUCACUCAUAAUAUUUUUUUUAUUAGCAUGAUUCUAUAUUAUAUAUAAUUUAUACAUGAG
Molecule: messenger RNA, 746 nt
Organism: Phoenix dactylifera (date palm)
Lineage: Eukaryota; Viridiplantae; Streptophyta; Magnoliopsida; Arecales; Arecaceae
Product: pseudo histidine-containing phosphotransfer protein 2-like
Biological process (GO): phosphorylation; phosphorelay signal transduction system; cytokinin-activated signaling pathway
Cellular component (GO): nucleus; cytoplasm
Molecular function (GO): histidine phosphotransfer kinase activity; protein histidine kinase binding
Source: RefSeq, a predicted model, not a curated record